Molecule: messenger RNA, 221 nt
Organism: Acanthoscelides obtectus
Lineage: Eukaryota; Metazoa; Arthropoda; Insecta; Coleoptera; Chrysomelidae
Source: the annotation of a GenBank genome assembly
UUUCCAGCGCCACCAUCAUGCUCUUUGGAGGAUGUGCUUUAAUUCUAAUUCCAAGCGUCUCAACACCAGCUCGCUCUAAUGAAGCUUGCAGAAGUUUUCCUGGAAGAAAUAUUAAUUUCAGCUGGAGCAGGUUUAAAAUAUGCUGCGUCUAUUAUGAAGAUUGUCAGGUAGUGUUUUAAUGAAAUACUGAGGAUACAAUUUUAUAAUGUUUCAACUUUCAC